AUGUUUGAGUAUGAUCGACUCGCAUUGGAUGUUGCAGAGCAAGUCGCCCAAAUUCGUUCAACUGUUAUCGCGAGUUCACCAAAGCAAAUUUUAGACAAUUUGUCGGUAAUUUGGUUUUUUCUUUUUUCAAGAGGUAAAUACGUUGGAAACGGCUUCUCAUUCUCGGGACCAGAUGGAUUUGACUGUGGUGCAAGUUCGGGUUAUGGUAGUCCGGGAUCAGGUACUACUCCAUUAUCAAGUCCUGCACCGCAUAUGCUUUUGUUACCAACACAUGUUCAGCGAGCUCUUUGUGAUUAUGGAUUUUUUGAUGAGGCUGAAAAUAUUGCUUCUUUAGGACCAACAUUGAUUGAUAUGGAACCAAAUAAAUUUAAGUCUCCAAGUUCGGAGAAUGAUGAAAAUAUACCAUCUCAAGCCGCUCAAGAAGAUGGUUUUUCACAUGAUGAAAUCGCUCAAUUCACACAACUCUUAUGCUCUCCAAAAAAGGCACCACCAUCCAAAUAUCAAUGCCACAUUUGUUAUCGUACUGGUCAUUAUAUUUCUGAUUGUCCUAUGCGUUUCAAUAGUCCAUAUGAAGAACUGACUCCAUAUCAAGGAAGAAAGAAAUGUUAUGGCGAAUUUCAAUGUCAGCAGUGUAAAAGAAAAUGGACGAGUCAGAACUCAGUUGCCAAUGAAGCACAGAGUUGCAUUAAAUGUCAUAUUCCUGUGUUCCCUCAUAAACAGCUUCCUGUCGAUAAAGCAGUUGCAAUGGGUUUAGUCAAGGCACAACGUGUUGUUCCUUCGAAAUUAGCUCCUAUUGGUCAUGGUCGACCACCGUUUAAUACUAAUCGGCAAUAA
Messenger RNA from Dracunculus medinensis (Guinea worm), 834 nucleotides. The record is from the annotation of a GenBank genome assembly. NCBI's taxonomy places the organism in Eukaryota, Metazoa, Nematoda, Chromadorea, Rhabditida, Dracunculidae.